CUGGAACGAGUGCAGCAACAGCCAAUUACAGUUGUUGUCUCUGACCUGCAGCGAUAACUAGGAGUGAGAAGCGCGCUGCUAUUGGCUGAGCGUGUGAGCGCUGCGACAGAUCAGCGAUUACCGGGGAAUGCGGAUAGUAAGAGCCCGUUACUAGGCAGCGGCGGUUUCCGGGGCAGAGCGCCUGUCACCGGCUGUCACCCCCCCAUACUCGGAGGUAUGCAUACAUCCUACCCGUGUCUGAUGCCCACAGGCAGGACACACAGUGUGCCUGUAUGACGUCUCGCAGUGAGCACACAGCCGGUAGUUUUCAGAGUUCUGCCAUUGAAAUGAAAAGAUGGCAGCUCUUUGCCCUCCACCUUCUCCAGCUGUGGCCAAAACUCUGAUCAGUAUCGAUGGCUACUCGCCACUUCUUGCUGCUACAUUUGCUUAUUGGGACAACAUACUAGGCCCCCGAGUGAGGCAUAUCUGGGCCCCAAAGACUGAUGAAGUGAUCCUCAGUGAUGGAGAGGUUACGUUCUUGGCAAAUCACACUCUGAAUGGCGAGAUUUUGAGAAAUGCAGAGAGCGGGGCCAUUGAUGUCAAAUUCUUUGUGCUCGCAGAAAAAGGAGUGAUAAUUGUGUCCCUUAUAUUUGAUGGGAAUUGGAAUGGUGAUCGGAGCACUUACGGCCUCUCUAUAAUCUUACCACAAAGUGAGCUGUGUUUCUACUUGCCUCUACACAGGGUCUGCGUGGCUCGUCUGUCACAUAUCAUCAGAAAAGGACGAAUAUGGAUGCACAAAGGCCAGAGCAUCAUUUCCAUGUUGACUGGAGAAGUUAUCCCUAUAAUGGAGCUGCUGUCAUCUAUGAAGUCACAUGGCGUUCCUGAAGAAAUAGAUAUUGCUACUACUGUCCUUAAUGACGAUGACAUUGGUGACAGCUGCCAUGAAGGUUUCCUCAGCAAUGCCAUCAGCUCACACUUGCAGACGUGUGGCUGCUCUGUGGUGGUGGGUAGCAGCGCAGAGAAAGUCAAUAAGAUGGUGAGGACGCUGUGCCUUUUCCUUUCUCCUGCAGAGCGGAAGUGCUCCAGGAUGUGUAGAUCAGAGACAUCGUUCAAGUAUGAAUCUGGGCUCUUUGUGCAAGGGCUGCUGAAGGAUGCUACUGGGAGCUUUGUGCUGCCGUUCCGUCAGGUCAUGUAUGCUCCGUAUCCUGCCACUCAUAUUGAUGUGGAUGUAAACACCGUUAAGCAGAUGCCCCCAUGCCAUGAACACACGUACAAUCAGCGACGGUACAUGCGGGCAGAGCUGGCAGCUUUGUGGAAGGCCACAUCAGACGAAGAACUGGCAGGAGAUUCAGUCAUACACACAGAUGAAAGUUUCACCCCUAACUUGAAUAUUUUCCAAGAUAUUCUGCACAGAGACACAUUUGUCCAAAACUUUUUAGAACAGGUAUUCCAGUUGAAGCCAAACCUGUCCCUAAGGAGCACAUUUUUGGCGCAGUUUUUGCUGAUACUUCAUAGAAAGGCCCUGACCCUAAUAAAAUAUAUUGAAGAUGACACACAAAAGGGCAAGAAAAUGUUUAAAUCUCUGCGUAGCCUGAAAACGGAUCUGGAUCUAACAGCAGAGGGCGAUCUCAACAUAAUUAUGUCUUUGGCUGAAAAGAUCAAACCAGGACUUCACUCUUUUAUUUUUGGGAAACCUUUUCACACCAGUGUACAAGAGCGGGAUGUACUAAUGACAUUUUAACAUUGGACCUCCUGAAUACCUAUAUCUAUUGGAUGAUUUCACGUAAAUACAAGCUCUAAAGACUUUGCAGAGAGAUCAGAGGCCAUUAGUUUUGAUGCCUGUUCUAACUUGCUCCACACUGGACCUUAAAAUAAUGAGUCCUGUUUAUUUGUGUUCUAGUUACCAUUACUAUGGGAAGUCUGAUUAUAAAUCUUUGUUGGUUUACUAACUUGAAAUCUUUACGUGUAUGUGUGUGCUUACAUUUAAACCAGAAUUUGCUAAUAUACUUAAAUAUUUUGUGAAGUGUUAGGCUGUACAUUGUGUUACUCACCCCAGAAAGUGUCUUUUCUUACACAGGUGUGUUUCAUAUUUGUCACUAGUUUUGUGUAAUGAUAAAAUGUUGAUACCUUUUGAAUUUCUUGACAGGCUUGGAGGUUAUUAUUUGGGGCUUAUGGAUUAUUCCACCAUAUGCAAUACACGACUUAUCCCAACUAAGCCUUGCCUCACAAGCCUUGAUGAUUCUUUAUAUGAGCAAAAUGAGAACGGUUUCCCUAAGUUUACAAAUCACGUUUCCCAAAUCACUGUUCUCUGCUGUACAAUUAUUUAUUUGCCAUUUAUUUGACAUGACCAUGUUCCAAAUUAUCAUUUAAAAUAAAAAUAGGACUUUGGAGUCCAUGCUGUUAA
Molecule: messenger RNA, 2383 nt
Organism: Pseudophryne corroboree (corroboree frog)
Lineage: Eukaryota; Metazoa; Chordata; Amphibia; Anura; Myobatrachidae
Gene: C9orf72
Product: C9orf72-SMCR8 complex subunit
Exons: 10
Coding region: 335-1720 (461 amino acids)
Biological process (GO): endocytosis; autophagy
Cellular component (GO): endosome; autophagosome
Molecular function (GO): guanyl-nucleotide exchange factor activity
Source: RefSeq, a predicted model, not a curated record